ACUUGUCAUUUCAUUUAUGAUCAUAUGGAACAUUUGAAUGUUUGAUAUUGUUAGACUUUGCCGGUAUGAAUGUUACUUGUGUAAUUUGUGCUGAAUUAUUUAUUCCCGAUGAAGAAAUCUAUUUUACACAAUGCGGACACGUUUUUCAUUAUCACUGUUUAAUGAAUUGGAUAGAAAGAUCAAAAAGUUGUCCUCAAUGUAGACAAAAACUAUCAGAAAAAACUAUAUAUAAAGUUUUCUUCAAUUUCUGCAACAAAGAUUCUAAUUUAGACGCCACCAGUUUGACGUACAAAUUAGAAAAUGCGAAUUUUACUUUGUCGUUAAAAGAAAAAGAAUUGAAAAAAGUUAUAGAACAGAACCAGAAACUGGAAGAAAUCAAUAAAUCCUUGAGAAGAGAAAUAGCAAAGAUAGAAACCGAAGGAAAGGGAUUACAAUCUACUAUACUUGCUAUUAAAGAGCAGGUAACUCAUUACAAAAAUAAAUGUAAGGAAGUGGAUGUGUUGUCUAGUGAAAUUCUAAAAUUGAAGAAUAAGAUAAAGGACAUGGGGAAUAUAGAAUUGGUUAUAAACGGGUCUAGAGAUCAAGUUAAUGAUAUUUUGAGGGAAGAACACAAUGUUGAAUCUUUGGCUUUGUUAACUGUUACUUUGAAGAAGGCACUAGUCGAUUCUGAAAGAAAAGCCUUACAACUAGAUUACAAAUUAAAGAGAUACAAGAAUGAAAUAAGUAAACAAAAAAAAGAUGUAUCAUUGUUGGAGUCUCAGAAUGCGGACAUGAGGAGAGAAAUGCAACAGAUCAAAAUGAAAAACGAAAAGGAAAACAUUAUGUUGAAACAGAAAAUAAAAGCCUUUGAGGAAAACAACAUGUGUGCAACUAAGAAAAUGGAUUUAAUACAAGAUAAACAAAACUCUAAUGUUUUACCAUCUUCAGUGGACGAAAGCCUGCUGAAUUUAGUAGCUUCAGAUUCCCCAUACUUGCCGGUAAAAAAUAAAUUCAGACCGUUUUUAGAGACGAAAUUUCAAGCUCCUACGAACGUUUCAUCCAGUGGAUCUACCAAUGCGUCAUCAAGUAAAAACUAUUCGAUAUUCAAAUUGAGUCGAAAUUUAACAUCCGAUAAACAGAAAGCGUCUACUUCUGAGGUAUCUUACGACGGUUUGGGGGGAUCUAGUAAGGAGGAUAUUUAUCCUACGCCAAAGAAAGUACAAAAAGGAGUAAAGAGGACCAAGAAAUCUACGUUACCGACUGUUAAAUUUAAAAAGUUUGCUCCUUUAUCCGUUAAGCCUAAAGUUGUAGACUUAAUCAAUUUAGAUUCUGAAGAAAAUAUUUAAUUUUAUCAUAUCAUGUUUCUCGCUCCUAUUAUAGUUUUUAUAGUCCAAGUAGGAGAAAAGUACCUGAAUUGUUCCCGUUUUUUGUGUUUUUUAUUGAAUAAAUUUAUUUUUUUA
Messenger RNA from Diorhabda sublineata, 1439 nucleotides. RefSeq names its product E3 ubiquitin-protein ligase TRAIP-like. The record is from RefSeq and is a predicted model, not a curated record. The transcript is spliced from 6 exons. NCBI's taxonomy places the organism in Eukaryota, Metazoa, Arthropoda, Insecta, Coleoptera, Chrysomelidae. The coding region runs from base 66 to 1325 and encodes 419 amino acids.